UCAUCCACUCAUGGCUCACCGUUCCUCUCAUCCAUUUCCAAAUCUGUCUUCGGCUCGCUCCGCCGCUCGCCGUCAUGCUGCUCGGCGCUCCCCAACUCGCUCUCCUCGCUUCCUCCUCUUAUCUUCCUGCGGGAGGCGCUGGUGGUGGCAGAUUCCGGUUUCCCGGCUCCUACUUGAAGCUGACGAAGGGGGAGCGUCGUAGAGGACCCGUACUCGCCGCCGCCGAGGGCAGCCAAGCUAUUACUGGUGUCUUUUUCCAGCCGUUCGAGGAGCUCAAGAAAAUCGAGGCGUCGCUCGUCCCCAUCGCCCUCGAUCAGUCCCUCGCUCGCCAGAAAUACACCGAUGACUGCGAGGCGGCCAUUAAUGUUCAGAUCAACGUGGAGUACAAUGUGUCCUAUGUCUACCAUGCUCUGUUUGCUUACUUCGAUCGAGAUAACGUUGCACUAAAAGGCCUGGCAAAAUUCUUCAAGGAAUCAAGCGAUGAGGAAAGGGACCAUGCUGAGAAAUUUAUUAAGUAUCAGAACAAACGAGGAGGAAGGGCUAAGCUUUUGCCCAUAGUUACACCUCUGACUGAAUUUGAUCAUGUGGAGAAGGGUGAUGCUUUGUAUGCCAUGGAAUUGGCUUUGGCUCUCGAGAAGCUGACAAAUGAGAAACUACUUCAGCUGCACACUAUAGCUCAGAAUUCCAAUGAUCCCCAACUGACAGAAUUCAUCGAGAGUGAGUUUCUGGAAGAACAGGUGGAAACAAUUAAAAAUGUCUCUGAAUAUGUUGCUCAGUUGAGGAGAGUUGGAAAAGGGCAUGGAGUUUGGCACUUCGACCAGAUGCUUCUCCAUGAAGGAGAUGCAGCCUGAGCUUUACUAGGAAUGCUCAUAUCCUCCGUAUCUAGUUCUAGAUCGUUGUUGUCUGAACCUUGUGAUGGUCGUCUUACUUUGAUUCUCUUUUGCAUGCAGUCAUGUGAAUAAAAACUCAAUAGAAAUCAAAGAGCGAGUCGUGUACUCGUCGUAGUGUAAUUUCCUUGAAGCGCACUGUCUAGUUUUGGCGUGUAGAGUCCUAUGAAAUUUGUGGUUCAGGUCACUGAAGAUUUGCAAUUUGCAAUUUAGCCCCAUAAAAUUUUUUAUCAAUCAUCAAAAUAAAUUGAGAAAUACAAAUGAAUUCUGAAAUUAUUCGAACUGCAGAUCCCCUGGGAAAUGAAAACUGCUUUGGAAAGUGAUUUGGAGUUGGCUGCAGCUUAAAAUGAAUUGACCCGGAACGUUUAAUUUCGGGUAAACUGAACUCGGUUCAAUGGUUCAUGGCCAAUUUCAGACUGGAACCGGAUCGAGUAAUCGUCCGGUGAUCCGAUUAUGAAUCUGAACUGGUUCUGAUUCAGAUCUGACCCAGGAUCGGAUCUACUUUCUACUCCAUUUACCCUGAAUUUUUCUUUAAUUUUAUAAUCUGGUAGUGGUAAAAAAAUCUCAAUCAUUUCUAGGAGGGUAAAUAAACCUUAGCUAGUCAAUUUAAGUUAAUGUAUAAUUUAAUAAAACUUUAUUUAUGCUAGUUUAAUAUUUACAAACUUAAUUAAAUAAAAUUGAAAUAUAUAUUUUAUUUUGUUAAUAUUCAUCAAUAAAAUUUAUAAAUUAUUAAUAAAGAAUAUUUAUAACAAAUGUUCACAAACAUGUCGAUCCAUAAAAUUCUUAUCAAAUUUAUAAAUAAAAAAACAAUGAUGACUGAAUAAUUAAAUAAUUUAAAUAAUAAAUUAAAAUAAAAGAGUUUAAUAACAUUUAAACAAAUCAAAUUAAAAUCAAGCUCAAAUUAAUUAAAAAAACAAGUUUACGAUUUGGUUAAUUUUAACUUCUUCAACAACAAACCUUAUUUGAAUUUGUGCGUACAUCCCUAGUACUUUAAAUAAGAAAAGAAAUUGAUAUAAAAAUGUAAUGAUAGAAGAAAUAAUUAAAUGAAUCAAUCCGAUCAAAACUUAGUCAAAUUUUCAUCACACAGUCAAAUAAUUUUAAUAAUAUCUAAAAUUAUAAAGUUAUUUAGAUCAUUAGUUUAGAAUUUUUAUUUUUUUAGAAAGAUAUUAAAGGUUUAUUAGAAUAAUUAAAAGGCUGUUUAACUUUCCGGAUUGUAUUUGAUUCUCCACUGUAUUGGUUCACUCGACCUUGCCUAAAGAGACUAAGAAAAGAGGGUGUUGGUUACUGAGCGCAAAAGAUGGACGACUACGCGAGGGAGAUGAUGGACCUCAAGACCCUCGUCGCCUGCACCCUAGAGAAUAAAGGCGGCUUCGCCAAAAUUAGGGCCUAGCUCAGAGCAAGUGUAUUUGAGGCCAUAGAAGAAGAUAAAAUUCUUGUAAAUGAGGAUGAUGUUCCUCCUGCACUUUUAGGAAGCUGCAACAAUCAGGCAAAGCAACUGCAUGUCUUUCCUUCAGGAAGGUUAUUAACAACAUUAGUCUCUGAAUACUUGGAAUGGCCCAGUUAGAUCAUACUCUCAAAGUCUAUUUGCCUGAGUGUAAUUUGGUAAGUGCAUGAACUUUCCUGUUUGUAUGUUGUGCUUUAUUGUGAUUUAGAUUAUGAAACAACUGAAUUAUAGAUUUCUUGUUGAUGCUUGAGUUGAAGGAGAAGUACCAGAAUGAACAGAAAUGGUGAGAGUGGUUCGCUGCUAUUAGAUUUUCUCUAAGGAUAUCUAAAAUAUGAGGUUUGGUGGCUUGAUUCCCCCAUGUGGUCAACUUUCUUUUGUUUUGUUCCAAGUCUGGAAAAAAAAAUACAAUUUACUAUAUGUUUGGAAAAAUAGUAAUUGUAGAAUCAUCUUCCUUGUUGCUAUUUACCAUCUGCGGUUUUAGAAGCUAAUUUCUCAAGCACAAAAAGAAGCACAGAUUACAAAUUUCUGAAAACUUGGUAUUAUGAACUUAUCACACUGGUAAUGUUUCAUUUUGUAUUUAUGCUCGAGUGAUCAAAAAGUUAAUUGAUAUAACAUAAUGGUUCUAAAAUCACUAUAAAUGUUACUCUUUGAUUUAGUCACUAUACUGCAGUUCCAACAUCUUAAACAAUUAACAUUUAUCUUUCCUAUGUAUCACUGGCAUGUAAAACCCAACAUAUUUCCUUGGUGGAAAGAUUAAAUUUCAACCACUGUUUAUUUGAGAUGGAUGGCUUGAUAUUGGAAUUGAUAACUAUGUUACUCGGGCAAGUCUUGAUCUACGUGUCUAUCAUGGUUAAAAAUUUUAAAUGUUAUCAAUAUGGAUCACAAGUCUACUUGCAGUGUCUGUGGUAUAUAGGCUGUAGAUGAAGAAUCCAUGUUUUGAGAUUAGAAAUAUGCUGCUUACAUUCGUUAGAUGUGUUUACUUGACUCUUGACCUAUUGUUUCACAGAAUUUGAUUCAAAAUAGAAUGGCUGGUGGGUGAUUUAUUGAUUCACAAAAUGAUUCAGUAUCUAAUACAGAAGUCAGGAAUGCCCGAAAGCCAUUGUCAUCUGCUGCUCCUGGAGGAUUACAUUCAUUGAGCAGGCUGGUCCCUCGUAACCUAUCAUCAGAUCGAAAGUCAAGUUUCUCAAUUCCCAUAUCUAGGAAAAAUGAUUACAUGUGGAAAUCUGAUGAUGAUGACGUAUCAGAUGCUUUAGAAAACAUUCAGCUUGACAGAAAAGCUCGAAAUUUGACCUCAUCUUGGAGGCAUUCAACUGAUGGUAUUAUAGACAAUAAUGGCACUGCUGAUCAUCGCUAACCCAAUUAACAUUCCGUCUUGAUGUGUUUGUAGCUUGUUUCAUCCUCAAGCAUACAACGUUAAUGUGUAAAAUGCUGCCCAUAUUUUCUAUUUAGAAGUUUAUUUUAUUUA
Messenger RNA from Zingiber officinale, 3796 nucleotides. Its product is annotated as ferritin-4, chloroplastic-like. Gene Ontology annotation, cellular component: cytoplasm. The record is from RefSeq and is a predicted model, not a curated record. The transcript has 13 exons. Gene Ontology annotation, molecular function: ferric iron binding; ferrous iron binding. Lineage: Eukaryota; Viridiplantae; Streptophyta; Magnoliopsida; Zingiberales; Zingiberaceae. Bases 75 to 851 code for a protein of 258 amino acids. Gene Ontology annotation, biological process: intracellular iron ion homeostasis; iron ion transport.